UGUAUACCCCAAUAUUUAGGUGCAAGUGCGGAUAUGUAGAUGAAGAACUUGGGAAAGCCAUGCACCAGUCUGGUUUUUAUUCAACUGGAAGAAAUAGUAGCACUUUCUACAGCAUAAAUCUAUUGGAUUCCUGGCAUUUUCUCAAGAGAAGCAGCCCUGGAACUUCUCUUCAGGCAUUAGUUAGUGCACUGGAAUUAUUUGGUGCUUCUCGAGGGCGUCAUGGUCCCAUCAAUUUUGAGACAACAAAAAGAGUCUUCUUUGAAUGGCGUUUCCAUCAGUAUGAACUUGGGAGAAUAAAAGGAGAAUUUGACAAGGGGUGCCCUGCAUGUGAUACAACACCUGUGGCUGUACAUAUUGAUGGCAACAAGAAACUGUAUCGUUACAACAAAGUUGGGAGAGGGAUCAGAAACUCAUAUUAUUCUGGUGGUAUCUUUGCUUGUGACAAAGAAGUUCAAGAUCACGUUUCCACUAUUCAGAACCUUAAAACUCAAGUAAGAAUAUUUUUACAUCUGUUCGAAAGCCUAAAAAUAGGUUUUCAAAUAGAAACCUAA
Molecule: messenger RNA, 551 nt
Organism: Procambarus clarkii (red swamp crayfish)
Lineage: Eukaryota; Metazoa; Arthropoda; Malacostraca; Decapoda; Cambaridae
Source: RefSeq, a predicted model, not a curated record